Molecule: messenger RNA, 461 nt
Organism: Cotesia glomerata
Lineage: Eukaryota; Metazoa; Arthropoda; Insecta; Hymenoptera; Braconidae
Gene: RpL38
Product: 60S ribosomal protein L38
Exons: 5
Coding region: 114-341 (75 amino acids)
Biological process (GO): translation; protein-RNA complex assembly
Cellular component (GO): cytosolic large ribosomal subunit; ribosome
Molecular function (GO): structural constituent of ribosome
Source: RefSeq, a predicted model, not a curated record
GACAAUCCCGCUAGAUGACAGCUCAUUUCCCAGUAAAUAACAAAAUGGAGUCGCCUUCUCUCUUUCUUUUACGUUAUAGUCUAGAUUACCUGGACAUAACCUAGCACUUCAACAUGCCUCGAGAAAUCAAUGAAAUUAAGGACUUCCUCCUUAAAGCCAGAAGAAAGGACGCCAAGUCUGUUAAAAUAAAGAAGAAUGCUGAGAAUGUCAAAUUCAAGGUGCGGUGUUCAAGAUUUCUGUACACGUUAGUCAUCACCGACAAAGAAAAGGCGGAGAAGUUGAAGCAAUCUCUUCCCCCAGGUCUUCAGGUCAAAGAAGUAACCAAGAGUAAACGCACUUAAAUUAGUGUCUGAAAGAAAAAAAAAAAGAAAAUUUACGGAUCCUUGAUUAUUUAUAAGGAAUGUUAACUUACCUUAUAAUUUUCUUAUUUAAUUUUUAAAUAAAAAGAUAAUGAAUCUGUA